Mycotypha africana is the source of this 1855-nucleotide messenger RNA. RefSeq lists its product as uncharacterized. Bases 217 to 1713 code for a protein of 498 amino acids. Gene Ontology annotation, molecular function: RNA polymerase II cis-regulatory region sequence-specific DNA binding; protein dimerization activity; DNA-binding transcription factor activity, RNA polymerase II-specific. Gene Ontology annotation, biological process: regulation of transcription by RNA polymerase II. The record is from RefSeq and is a predicted model, not a curated record. The transcript is spliced from 3 exons. Gene Ontology annotation, cellular component: nucleus. Lineage: Eukaryota; Fungi; Mucoromycota; Mucoromycetes; Mucorales; Mycotyphaceae.
CUUUUUCUUAUUUUAAUUAAAAAAGGACUUUUUUCCCAAACAUUCAAGCAAAAUCCGCUUCUUUCCUAUUUAUAAGACAUAAUUGAUACAUAUACUGAUUAUAUAUUUCUGAUUAUAUUCGCGCGCUUGCUUCGUUUCAUUAAACCUUAUACCGCCUCGCCCACUGAUGAAAUUUACAUCAAGCAAGAGCAGCCACAAGAGCAAGCGGAUUUUGAUAUGGCUAUGGAAGAUGACGAGGAUUCAGAAGAAGACUCUUCACAAGACGAGACUGCCCACCAUAGUCACUACUCUCACAGCAGCAACAGUGCAAACAGCAUUACCACCUCCGUCAUAAGAAGCGAAAAUUACGCUCAUAAUGAUUCUGGAAAUCGUCCGCCCUUGUCGCAACCGCUUUUUUUAAAUUUUACUUCUGAUCUUUCACCUCAGAAAUUGAACAAGAAGAAGACGAAAUCCAAAAAACAGACAGCUUACCGAGUCAACGGUGUCAAUAUUUUGAACAGAAAUGAGCUGGAUAGUAAGACUGCCAUUGAAAGAAUCCAACGUCGACGAGAAAAUCACAAUCACGUUGAACGUCGUCGUCGAGAUAACAUUAACAACACCAUUUUUGAACUAUCGACUGUUGUUCCUAAUGCCAUUAAACCUGGCCAAAAGCCCAACAAGGGCAAUAUCCUAAAAUUGUCACUCGAUUAUAUCAGAGAAUUGAAGACUGAAAACGAAGCGUUGAAGGAGCGUCUGAACAAAUUGUUAUCUCCACCUUCUGCUGCCUCCUCGUCACCGGCUAUUAACGUAGAAACAGCCACUGCUAAACAUUCUGUCCAAAUGUCGGUGGAUGAACCCUGUAAUAAUACGAAUGGAGCUAGUAACAAUAGCACGAAUAGCAAUCAUCAUCAGAUUCAUCCUCCUCUUCAAUACCAACAAUACCAGAAUAACCCUACCAGUAGCAAUUUCCUUCAGCAAUCUCCGUCAGCACCUAACUCUCCACACCGCUACGGGCUCAAUAGCCACACCACCACCUUCCACAUACAACCUCAGCAUGCACAACAACAACCCCAGCCUCAACAACAACAACAAACUAUAUCGAUGUCAAACUCACCAGUAUUUACCAGUUCAAAUAGUGGCGGCAAUAAUACCAUGCAUCAUCAAGCAUUGCCGCCUCCAUCCUUGUCACUGCCUCCGCCACCUACAAUGCCUGCGCCUUAUACACAUCAACAAAUUCAGCAUAUCUUCUCCAAUAUGUCUGUAUCCUCUCCUUCCCCAACCAAUUCCACUGUUAAUUCUUCUGUAGUCACCUCGUCUCCUUCGAUAUCGCCAUUGUCAACUUCCGCCGCAGCAAGAAAUACAACAACAACCGCAACAACGAUAGCAGCUCCAGCCUCAGUACCAGUGCCAGCAACAGCAGCAACAGCAACAGCAACUGUGACAGCAAACCAACAAAGCGGUUAUCCUCCAUUCUUCCCACCUUAUCAAACUACUGCUUCCGCUACAGGUGCUGCGAAUUCUAUAUCCACUCCAUCUACAUUCCACCGUAUACCACAACCACCUACAUUAUAUAAUCACAAUAUAGAGAACAGUACGAACAACAAUACUAACACCAGUAACCUAAGGCCUCUAUUACCCGCUACAGACAAAUCCUCAUCUACUGCACCAUUUAUUUUACCCUCAUUAAGGAUGAGCGGGUACGAGAAAAUUUAUGGUAAUGUCUGUCGAUAUUAAACGAACAAUACUUUGGGGAGGGGGCGUUUCUUUCUUUUUUGUUUAUUCUUUCUUUACUUCUGUCUAUCACUUUAUUAUUAUUUUUGCUCUUCAGUAUGUUCUUUUCUUUAGAAAUGUUCUCAAUAUUGUACAUUAUGUAAAU